This is a messenger RNA of Hippocampus comes (tiger tail seahorse), 1396 nucleotides long. RefSeq names its product LRAT domain containing 1 (gene lratd1). Lineage: Eukaryota; Metazoa; Chordata; Actinopteri; Syngnathiformes; Syngnathidae. The transcript is spliced from 2 exons. Gene Ontology annotation, biological process: cell motility; cell morphogenesis. Bases 165 to 974 code for a protein of 269 amino acids. The record is from RefSeq and is a predicted model, not a curated record.
AGGAGCUCUAGUGUUGGCAGGCUCGGACUCCAUCCGCGGAACGGUGCGGCGCGAGAGUGGAAGAGGAGCGAGGACGCGCGCUCAUGGAAGUGAAGGAUAUUUAAGCACCUGCCUGGGGGGCGCACAGACACCGCAGUCCAUGCCUCUGCCUUGCCGGGUCCUUGAUGGGAAACCAACUGGACCGGAUCACCCACCUCAACUACAGCGAGCUGCCCACGGGGGAUCCGUCCGGGCUGGAGAAGGACGAGCUGCGUGUCGGCGUCGCCUACUUCUUCUCCGACGACGAGGAGGAGGCGGCGGACGAGCGCACGCCGUCCGACUGCGGCUUCGGCAAGGAGCUGAGCCCGGCCGACGAGGACGGGGGACCGGAGGGCCCCUUCUCGCUGAGCGAGGUGGAGUACUCGGCGUUCCGCGCGCACGAGUGCAUCUUCUCCAAGCUGCGCGAGAACGAGGACCUGGACGUGUACGCGGCCACAACUUUGCUGGGCGUGUGCAAGCCGGGCGACUUGCUGGAGCUGGUGGCGGCCGCGCAGCCGCCGCACUGGGCCGUGUGCGAGCGCGACGGCCGAGUCAUCCACCUGCACAAGGGCGAGAUCCGCCGGGACGGCUUGCUUGAGGUGUGCAACGGCCGCCGCGGCAGGAUCGCCAACGGCCGCUACCGCUACCGGCCGCUGCCCGCCGACCUGGUGGUGCAGAACGCGGCGGGCCACGUGGGCCUGCGCAGCGACGAGAUUUGCUGGACCAACUCGGAAAGUUUCGCCGCCUGGUGCCGCUUCGGCAAACGCGAGUUCAAGGCCGGCGGCGAGGCGCACUCGGCCGAACAGCAGUACUUGCUCAAGGUGCGCCUGGCCGGCAGCGGCGUGCACACGCUGGUUUUUCGGAGCCUGGAGGACUUGAUCCGCGAGCGGCGGCGGGUGGACGCCAGCGGGAUCCUCGAGGAGCUCUCCCUGGUCGGCGGCGGGGGCAAGGAGUGACCGGGGGCGAGGGGGCUACCGUUCAAUCUCCCCCGUCCUGCCGACCUGUUAGUUUUUGGACAUGGCCGUGAUGAAUUUCAAGACCGCAGACGCUGUGCCGUUGUGGAAUGUGGAACCGCGAAUACGAGACAAGCCCCCUCCCCUCACCCUCCCCCCGUUAUCCUCUCAUGACUGGGCAUGGUUCCCACCCCUCAAGCUGCAUUUUUUUGGGGCGGUGAAGGGGGCAGUGGGGGGGGUUCCCCUCCUAUUUUCAAGCGUUAAAAGGUCCCCUCCUGGUCACACAUAAGCUGCCGAACGGCAGAAAAACAAACGGAAGCAUUUUUGGCUUGUUCGAAAGCGCCCCUCUUCUUUGCCAUACGAGGACAAUAUACUUGACUCUCAAACCACAGCCAUCUUGCUAAAAAAAAAAAAAAAAAAAAAAA